Monosiga brevicollis MX1 is the source of this 1796-nucleotide messenger RNA. RefSeq lists its product as uncharacterized. The coding region runs from base 138 to 1736 and encodes 532 amino acids. Gene Ontology annotation, biological process: rRNA processing; negative regulation of transcription by RNA polymerase II. The transcript is spliced from 8 exons. Lineage: Eukaryota; Choanoflagellata; Craspedida; Salpingoecidae. Gene Ontology annotation, molecular function: DNA binding. Gene Ontology annotation, cellular component: nucleolus. The record is from RefSeq and is a predicted model, not a curated record.
GGAUCGGAAGUAGCCCCCUUUCUGGAUGUACACGCGCUGCUGCUGCUGCUGCUGCUGCUGCUGCUGCCGCCGUCCUCAGAGCCCCUUGUUUCCGCGGCAGACGUCUCCUUGAUUGCGUUUCCAGGUGAUCAGGCAUCAUGGUGACUUUUACGUGUGGCGCCUGUGGCGAGUCCCUCAAGAAGAACAAGGUGGAGAACCACUACAAGACCAAGUGCCCCGACUGCUAUACGCUGUCAUGCAUUGACUGUGGUCGUGACUUUCAUGGUGAUGAAUACGAGCAGCAUACGAGCUGUAUAUCCGAAGAGGAGAAGUAUCAGGGCAGUUUAUUCAAGGGAGGCAAAUCUCUCAGCAAGGGAAAUGCCAAGCAGCAAGCUUGGCUUGAGACGCUUCGCGUUCGCAUUGGCGAAGCCAAAGCAGCGCAUCCCAACUUGCGCAACACUUUGGAUAAGCUGGAGGACGCGGCCAACGUCCCUCGCAAAGAAAAGCCAUUCCGCAACUUUGUGCGCAGCAGCUACCGCCUGCCCCCACACCAGAUUGAUACCCUUUGGAGCGUGUUCAACCCUGCAACGGGCAACAGCAACAGCAGCAACAACAACAACAACAACAAAAACAACAACAAUAGCAACAAGCGGACAUCAUCCGAGGCUGCUUCUACACCCAAAAAGGCUGCACCAUCCUCAUCCUCAUCCUCAUCCUCCUCGUCUUCAUCGUCCUCCUCAGAGGACGAGCAGAAAAAGCAGCCUGCAUCGCCCAGUGACAAGAAGAAAAAAAUGACAAAGAAGGCUGCGUCCUCAUCCUCAUCCUCCUCGUCUUCAUCGUCCUCCUCAGAGGAUGAGCAGAAGAAGCAGCCUGCAUCGACCAGCGACAAGAAGAAGAAGCUGACAAAGAAGGCUGCAGCCUCCUCGUCUUCGUCCUCCUCUUCCUCCUCGUCCUCAGACUCGGAAUCUGAGGACGAGACUUCGAAGAAACAGUCGACGCCACAGAAGAAGCAGCUUCAAAAGAAGAAGAAGUCAGACGCUGCUAGUAGCUCAUCGUCGUCGUCUUCCUCCUCUUCGGAGGAGGAUGAGAGCAAGGCUAAAGAGGCUAAGGCAACGCCCAUCGCCAAAUCGUCAAAGCCGGCUGCCUCGUCUUCGUCUUCGUCCUCGUCCUCGUCCUCGUCCUCGUCCUCGUCCUCGUCUUCGUCUUCGUCUUCGUCUUCGUCUUCCUCAUCCUCCGAACCGGAGGCGGAGGCUCCUCAGCCACCGGCCAAAAAGGCCAAGGCAAAGAAGGAAAGCAAGCAAGAGUCUAAAAAGAGCAAGAAGGCCGACAAGAAGGAGAGCCAGCAAUCAAAGGCAGAUGCGGAUUCCGAGGGCGCCCCGGCAGCCAAGCGGGUUCAUCGCGACACCACCGCUCUUCCGUCGAUUGUAGCAGAGAUUCAAAGCAAGACCAGUGCGUCAGUGUCCGACUCCAAGGAUAAGAAGGAGAAGAAGGAAAAGAAGGAGAAGAAGGAAAAGAAGGAGAAGAAGGAGAAGAAGGAGAAGAAGGACCAGAAGGAGAAGAUGGAGAAGAAGGACCAGAAGGAGAAGAAGGACCUGAAGGAUAAGAAGGACCAGAAGGAUAAGAAGAACAAAAAGGACAAGAAGUCGGAGAAGUCGGAUAAGAACGUUCAGAAGAAGAAGGAGAAGAAGGAGAAGAGCAGCGCCAAGUCCGACAAGGAGAAAAAGAGUAAAAAGAGCAAGAAGGAAAAGAGCCAGUGAUUGCACGUGUGUUCUUGGGAUUGUGUCGUCCCUCUUGUCCUAAUUGAACUAUUGCGCGGG